This is a messenger RNA of Symbiodinium sp. CCMP2456, 1475 nucleotides long. NCBI's taxonomy places the organism in Eukaryota, Dinophyceae, Suessiales, Symbiodiniaceae. The record is from the annotation of a GenBank genome assembly.
GCUUCUCCGUCUAUGGCCGCGUCAACUUGGCAGUGACAGUGCUGCUCUUGUACUACACCAAUGAGCGAUCCGUGCUCCAUCGCGAGAUCACUGAGAUGAUCUUCUGGGCGUGCAUGUACGGCUGGUUCGGCUUCAUCUUCAUAGGCUUGCACGACUCGCCGCUCCUACAGCUUGGCGAGAUCAAGUCCGUCUUCGGCUGUCUCGCGGACAUUAUCAUUGUGCUGGUCUUCAGCCUUUUCGGCAUUUGGGCCCACACCUCGGCGCAGACCGAACGGUUGCAAUCCUCCAUCCAGGAGCUGGAUCUCCAGAUGCUAGUGGAGAAGCCGUACGGCGAGACGGGGGCGGCCCGAUUCACGGUUUACUGCAUUCAGAACCUCAUCAGCCAGAGGAGCACAUCCUCUGGACAGCUUCAGCGACUCGCAGGCCGGUUGCAAGAAGUCCUCACUGGUCGCAUGCACUGGCUGGAAGAGGAGGUGCUGCAAGCUCUUGAGUCGUGCUGCCAUCGGACGGAUCCCAAGGACCCUCCGGAAGACCUGCUCUACGUGCUGAACUGUUCGGAAGUGGACUUGCCGCAGUUCCUGGCGUUGGCAGGGAGCGAAGCGGUCCUGAAGAUCUUGCGGGAGAACAUCCGGCACAUGGACACGGUAACCAAGACGCGAUUGGUGGAUGCGCUCCAGCGGCAGCACGACUUCUACGUGAUGCGGCUGCAGCAGGAGGUGGUAGUCGAACUCUUGGAGUCCACCACCGGCGAUGAGCUGCGCAUGAUGAAAGACGUCUUAGACGAGGGCGGGGAUUUCUACAACCUGCACAAGCUCGUCUUUCACGACCUCGAUCCCGAGAUGUACGAGCGAGCACUCAGACACAUUCAGAAGGAGGGUAGGCGCAUGGCGAAGCAGUACGCGCCGCAUAAGGCUCCGAUCAAGAUCAUCAGCGAUGUGGACGACACGCUCUAUGGGAGUGGCGGCCAUUUCCCCGCCGGCUGCGAUGAGCGCUUUCCGAAAAGCCAGGUCUAUCCAGGGGUUCUAGCGCUGUUUAAAGAGAUCACGGCCGAGCGCGCCAUGAAGCAGAAGGAGAAGGUGCCAAAGGGAGAGGAGGACGACAACGAGCAGCAAAGCUUCAGUGUUUUGCGGCUGCUGGGCUACCGGGUACACAACAACACUAACCCAGUGUGGAUUCGCGCCCCCGGCCGGCAGUGGAAGGAGAUUUCCGUGUCCGACUCCGAAACCGUGGCGCAGCUUCAGGAGCGGGUGGCUCGAUCCAGGGAUGCCGGCGACCUCUCAUUGCUGGGCGAGGUGCAGUCUCCACCUCCUCCACCGGUAUGGGUGAUGUUUGCUUCCAUCCUCCACAGCUACGAGUUUGGUCGAACCUGGCAGCACGGCGGCAAGUUGACUGAUUACCUGGAGAGCAAGUCGUAUCAGCUCUUCCGGAUAUUUUGGGAUCAUGGGGUGCUCGAAGCUUGGCCGGGUGUGGGUUAG